AAUUUUUCAUCUGAAAGUUUAAUAAUAUAUUUAUAAUUUAUUAUACUAACUAAUAAAGCUAGCAUGCCUGUUGCAUAUUUCACAUUCUAAUAUCCGUUUGCAGUUCCCAACGUGAUUAUGUUGUCAAUAGUAUUUAUAUUUAAAUAUAAAAAUAUUUAAUUAUAAAAAUUAAUUUAUUAUAUUAAUAUAUAUAAUUAUUAAAUUGCCAUGAUCAAACUUUAUAUAGUAUGCUGACAUGUUGUAAAAUUUAUUAAACUAAGGCACUGAACAAUUAUGUUGAGUUUUACUAAUAACAACGUUGAUACUGGAAAAUGGCAAGAAUUUGUAUCGGAUGAAAUUCAAUUUGACCAUAAAAAUUGUUUAGACAAUGAAUUACCUCUUUCAUCAAUAGGGACUACUAAUAACAUUGAUACCAAAAAAUGGCAAGAUAUCAUAUUGGAUAAUAUUCAAUCUAACAUGGAAAAAGACUCAAAAUAUGAGUUGCCAUUUUCAUCAAUAUCCACGAUUAAUGUUGACCAUAGAAAUGCAAAACAUCAAGAUAUUAAUUUGGAUGGUUCUGAAUCUGACAUAGAAAACUAUUCAGAUAAUGAGCUACCUCUUUCAUCAAUAGCAAAUGUAUUGCUUCCAAUUGAUAGCUGUAAAGUCGUAAAAAGUGAAGUUGUAAAAUCUGAUUCAAGUCAAAUGUCCAUCAAAGAACAAAGUAAAAUAAAUAUACCAAUUAAGAAGUACGGAUGUGAUAUUUGUGGGAAAAUAUAUCUCACACGAAUUGCAAUUAUUGAACAUUUUAGAACUAGUUUAUGCUUUCCAGAAAGUCCUUUUGAUCUUGAACACAACAACCCUACUUAUAACUUUUGCAACAAUUCUGAAAAUGUAAUAUCAUACACCAACAUAAGUAAUUUAAAAACUAAUAAUACAAAAGAUAUGACCAACAAGUGUAGAAUUUGUCAAAAUGUAAUUAGAAAUGGUAAAUUUACAAAAAGGCGUAACAUAUCGCAUACUAAAGGAAAUAACUUAUGUAAUAUAUGUUCAGUAUUAAAUAGUAUUGCAUGUGGAAAUAAUCACCACCUUAAAGAAAAGUAUACAUGGAAAUGUAAAACUUGUGGGCAGUCAUUUACUAAAUUAUCUGUUUUAAAAGCUCACAUAUGCAUUUUUUCAAAGACUAAUAAAUUGAACGCCCUGGAAAACCAUAAAACUCUUACAUUGCAUUGCGAUAUAUGUUAUAAAAAAUUUUUUAAACAAUCAUCUUUAAAAGAUCAUAAAAGAAUACACAAUUUAAGACGUAUCAGCCAACGAUGCAAUAUUCGUUUAAAGUACUUGAAUUAUAGUGUAUUAAGACAUACAAAAAGAGUCCGCAAUUCAUCCCAAAAUUAUGAAUGUUCAAGAUGUUCAAAAGUAUUUCAUAAACGUUCAGAAAUAAUAUCUCAUAUUUUUGAAAACCAUCAAGAAGAUUAUUCCAAAUAUAGUUGUGACGAUUGUACAAAUUUAUGUGAUUCUUCACGGGACUAUAUUUUACGUCUAGGAAAAAACCAUUUCAAAUGUGAUGUAUGUCCCCAAUCAUUCACUACAUCUCAUAGACUACAACAGCAUUAUAGAUGGCAUCUUGGUAUCGAUAAUUUUAAAUGCGAAUUCUGUCCUGAGACAUUUUCGAAAUGUUCUCUUUAUUUAUCUCAUGAAAGAAUUCACACUGGAGAAAGACCAUUCAGAUGUAAUUUUUGUGGCAAAUGGUUUCCAGAAACAUCAAAUUUAAAUAUUCAUUUAAAACCCUAUUGUCAAAAAUCAUAUACUCAGAUGUCAACAUUAUUAUCCCAUAAAAGAAUAUGUGCUAAAAAAAAACAUCUAGAAAAUAAGAGUUAUAAUCAGCUGUCUACUAUGGAUGUACGUACAAGAAGACAAUGUACUAGAAGAAAGCAGUUUAAGUGUAACGUAUGUGCCAAAUCAUUUUUUCAUUCAUGGUCAUUAAGUGCUCAUCUAAAAAUACAUCAAAAUAACAAGAAUGUGAAAAAAUCAUCCUUAAACAAACACAAGAUACCACAAAAAAAUGCCAUAUGCAUUAAAUGUGAUUUAUGCCAAGAACUAUUUUAUGACAAGAAUAAUUUAAUCGCUCAUAGAUGCAAGUCAUCUACUUGUACUUGUUGUCUAAAAGUAUUUGAUAAUGUUUCUUCACUUAAAAGACACUACAGGUAUAUGCAUCAAAAAAAUAAUAUACUCUAUGACUGUGAUAUUUGUAAUAUAUCAUUUAUGUGUUCAACUAGUCUUAAUGAACAUAGAAAAAAUCACACUCAGCUUGAAAAAAAUACCCCUCUUAAACUCAAUUCCAGCAAUGAAAUAAAUACAGUAAAUGAAGAAAUGUACUUAAAUAAAGAAUAUAAAUGUGAUCUUUGUAUGAAAAGUUCGUUCAAUCAAGCACAAAUAGUUGCUCAUAUUCUAGAAACUCAUUAUUAGAUUUAUUAGGUUAAAUAUUAAGUAUACAUGUAUAUAAAUAAAAAUGUUUGUAAAAUAAAUUAAGCUUUGAUCAUGUAUUCAAGUGUCAUAUUAAAUCAGGAUUUGCGAAGGCACAAAAUCUUUUUAAUUCCUUUGUAAUAUUGCUAUUAAUAUUAUGUUAUUAUGUAUCAUUACAUUAUAAUUUGCUUGCUUUAUAAAAUAUCAAAUAGAAUAAUCAAAUUCAUUCUCACUAAUUAAAUAUCUAUUUAUUGUAAUAAACUGGUAAAAACGAUUUCACAUUUUAUAUAAUAAAAAUAUAUAUAAAUUCAAAGUUAAGUUAAAGUUAAGUUACAUAUCCAAUUAUAAUAGUUUUCUGAAGGUAUCAGCUUUUAACAUGGAGUAUACCUAUCCACCUCAAAAUAUAAAUUGUCUAAGUGACUGUAUUGUAAUAUUUUGUUGACAAAGAAUUGAUGCUUUUAUAGAUGAGAAGGCAGUAAAACAAAAUUAAAUAAUGUAUUAAAUUGAUUGUAUUUAAAGUAAAAUAUAAUAUAUUAUGCUGUAAUUAUUUUAUACUUUGACCCAACUGUUUUAGGGAAUUCAAUAUAUAUGUUUAAACAAAAAAAAGUUAUCAUUAAUCAUCACUAAUUGUAUAUGAAAUUUUCAUUUUUAUAUAUUAUUUUUUUUAUAGAUAUUAAUAUAUUAUUAAAUAUACCUACAAUUAUUACUA
Acyrthosiphon pisum (pea aphid) is the source of this 3148-nucleotide messenger RNA. Its product is annotated as zinc finger protein 2-like. Bases 274 to 2442 code for a protein of 722 amino acids. The record is from RefSeq and is a predicted model, not a curated record. Lineage: Eukaryota; Metazoa; Arthropoda; Insecta; Hemiptera; Aphididae. The transcript has 5 exons.